Botrytis deweyae is the source of this 4800-nucleotide messenger RNA. RefSeq lists its product as uncharacterized. The coding region runs from base 1 to 4800 and encodes 1599 amino acids. The transcript has 14 exons. Gene Ontology annotation, biological process: DNA damage checkpoint signaling; regulation of translational initiation by eIF2 alpha phosphorylation. The record is from RefSeq and is a predicted model, not a curated record. NCBI's taxonomy places the organism in Eukaryota, Fungi, Ascomycota, Leotiomycetes, Helotiales, Sclerotiniaceae. Gene Ontology annotation, molecular function: eukaryotic translation initiation factor 2alpha kinase activity; ATP binding; protein binding.
AUGCCUCCAGCAAAUAACCCAUGGGGAAAGAAAGCACAGCAGAAAAAGCCCUUAAACACGUUUCCUUCAAUGAAAAACAAUGAUGUCGCAAAUGACUCACCAAAAUCUCCAUAUCAAGAGACCCAAGAUGACGAGUUGAUUGCUCUCGCCUCAAUAUACGGUGAUGACUUUCGGCGUAUUGAAACACAUCAAUCAGCAUGGAAGAAAUCAGAACCGUCAUUUGAAAUAUCUAUCAAAACUUCUGACGAGGAUUUCUCAGUGACUUUAGGAGUCACCCUGACUCUGACUUAUCCCAAGUCGGCGCCAUUGUUGACUUUAAAGAAUACCGACGGUCUUCGGGAGUCUACUAAAUUCAAGCUCCAGAAGAUUAUCGAGACAUUACCUAAAGAACUGGUCAAGGAGGAACAAGCCAUGAUCAUGGAAAUUGUUACUGCUUGUCAGGAUGUUUUAGAGCAAGCUGCUGAAGCGAAAGCUGCAGGACGGGAACUACCCACUUUACAAGAAGAGCGUGCUGCUCAUGAAGCGGCUGCUGCUCAGAUACUUGAAGAUCAGCGUUUAGAAGAAGAGAAGAAAAAAAUGUUGGAAUCCCAGGAAGAAGAGAGAAUGCUUGGCUCCUUGGUGCAAGAUGAAUUGAAAAGACAACGUGCCAAAGCAAAAGAGACAAAGCGGAAAAAUCAACCUCCCCCUUCAAUCACCGUCUCCAAUUCUGGAAUUGGAAAGAUGACUCAUGAUCACGAGGUACUAGAUCGCCAAGUCUCAGUUCUGGAUGCUGAGGGUAAUCCGAUAUACUUUCAGGCGGUUACUGGUAAAUCAUUUAUUCGUCAAGGUCCUGUAUCUCGUUGCUACACCGUGAGACCCGCAGUCAGCUCUCACGCCCCUUUAUUGGUAUUGAAGCAGACGUUGCUUGAUACCAACUUGGGUGAUCGUAAUGUCAAGGGACAAUUGCAAGCGAUGGAAAAUGAAUUAGAAAAGCUCAGGAGCAUUAGACAUGACAAUAUCCUUAAUCUUCUGGAUUUCAAGGUAGAAAAAGAAGAGAAUGAUUCUUCCUGGACUGUCAGUACCUUAAGCAAAUAUGCUGAGAAAGGAUCCUUGGAAGAAUUCCUGGAUAUCGUUGAGAACAUGAAUGUCAACAAAGUUCGUUCAUGGACUAUAGAGCUACUGGAUGCUUUAAGAUUCCUCCACGAAGAAAACGGAAUUAUUCACGAGGAUAUACACAGUGGAAAUGUACUUCUUUUCCGAGAAUCAGAUGGAGUGGUCAGGCCAAAACUUGCUGAUGCCGGAUAUCAACGAAAGCUACAUGCUUUGAGUGGUAAGAUCACAAAAAGAAAAAUCGAUAGCUCUGCCAUGGCAAAAUCUGCGUACUGGUUUCCUCCGGAAAUUGCUAACUUGGGGGACGGCCUACGAACCGCGAAAACUGACAUAUGGGAACUUGGUAUCGUUUUCCUUCAGAUGGCUUUUGGGUUGAAUGUUACUCGAAAGUACUCAUCUUCAAAGGCUAUGCUAGACUCAUUGGACUUAUCUGAUGCUUUACACGAUUUUAUGCUCAAACUAUUCAAUCCAGAUCCGAAGAAACGACCGCGAGCUUUCGCGCUCAGUUCGUGUAAAUUUCUUGUUACUGAUGCUACUAUAAUGGAUGAAGAUACGUCUGCUAUAUUGUCGAGGAUCGGAUCAACAUCAUCGUUGGCACCCAUAACGCCACGUAGACCUCGACAUGAUUCUAUGAGUCUCACUGGACCCUUUUCAAGAUAUGCUCAUGAUUUUGUUGAAGAGGGUCGCUUAGGAAAAGGAGGUUUUGGGGAGGUCGUAAAAGCAAGACAGAAACUAGAUGGACAGAUAUAUGCCAUCAAAAAGAUUACCCAAAAGUCAUCUGCUCAGCUAGAUGAUGUACUAAAAGAGGCUCGCUUACUCUCUCAGCUCAAUCAUCCUUCCGUUGUUCGUUACUUUAGUACAUGGACGGAAGAAAUUCCAGACCUUUCCGAAACAGACGAUGAAAAUACAACAACGGAUGCUGCCACAGAAGAAUCUAUCAGCAAUAUCUCCCCUGGAGGAUCUGGACCCCAUGUCGAAUUUGCGACGAGUACAGGGGGGCUUGACUUUAUGUCAACCAGCGGAUACCAAAUUGAAUUCGGUUACGAUGAGGCAACGGAUAGCGAUGAAGAAUCCGACGAUGAUGAUGAAGACGACGAGUAUUCCGCAGAACCCAAUGGACAUGCUCGAAAUCGAGGGCAUGGGCGACUUGCUUUGGCACAUAGGGAAAGUAGAUCUAGUCCGAGACCCCCACGCCCAUUCAAAACGAUUCUAUACAUAUCUAUGGAAUAUUGUGAGAAGCGAACGCUUCGCGAUCUUAUUCGACGAGGACUAUAUAAAGAUAACGAGGAAAUAUGGCGUGUUUUUCGUCAAAUUCUUGAGGGUCUUGCCCACAUUCAUAGCUUGAAUUUUGUUCAUCGCGAUCUCAAACCAGAGAAUGUUUUCAUCGAUGGUGCUUCAAAUGUCAAGAUAGGCGAUCUAGGUUUGGCCACAAGGGGCCAAUACUCGGCAAUCGACAAGGUUUCAGCAUCUGGAAUGCAGAACAGUGGGGAUUUAACACGAAGUAUUGGCACUUUCUCAUAUAUUGCACCCGAAAUUCGAUCAGCAGUUUCUGGAGGACCGUACACUGGCAAGGUCGAUAUGUAUUCUCUUGGUGUGAUUUUUUUUGAGAUGUGCUAUACUCCGCUUGUCGGGAUGGAGAGAGCUCAAGUCAUCGAUGGUCUAAGGAAGAAGGAUCCAGUAUUCCCUGCGAAUUUUGACAAGAUUGGAAAAGCUGUCCAGACAGAUAUUAUCUUGUCCCUCCUUAACCAUAAUCCAAAAGAACGACCCUCAAGUUCCGAACUUCUUCAAAGCAGGAAACUACCAGUUCAGAUGGAAAGCGAAACAAUCCGUCAAACUUUAGCUGGUCUGUCUGAUUCAAAAUCACCAUAUCAUCAAAAGAUGAUGAGUGCUCUCUUCUCUAGACCAACAAAACAAGCAAAGGAUUAUGCUUGGGACAUGGGAGUUCCGACUCCUAGUGGUAACGACUUAUUGCUACAAGGGCUUGUCAAGCAAAAGUUGAUCUCAAUUUUUCGUAACCAUGGAGCUGUAGAAACUCCUCGAAGUAUUCUGUUCCCAUCUUCGGAUCAUUACGGUGUCAACGCUGUUCAAUUGCUAGACAAAAGUGGUACUCUUCUGCAACUACCUUAUGAUCUCACUGUUCCAAAUGCUCGCGCCAUCGCGAAACACCAGCCUCCUGUGGAAAGAUCUUUUGCUUUUGGUACCGUUUUUCGCGAUAAGCACGACGGCGCAUGUCCACAAACAUUUAGCGAAGUGGAUUUUGAUGUUGUAACUUCCGACAGCUUAGAUCUAGCGCUAAAGGAGGCUGAGGUUAUCAAAGUUUUAGAUGAGAUCGUUGCUAGCUUCCCGUCCUUACCUUCGUCGCAAAUGUGCUUUCACAUCAAUCAUGCAGAUUUACUCGGUCUAAUCUUUGACUUUUGUCGCAUCGAACCUAGUAUACGACAAGCUGCUGCUGAUACAUUAAGUAAGCUUAAUGUACAGCAAUGGACAUGGCAGAAGAUAAGAGCUGAACUUAGAUCACCAUUAGUUGGAGUUUCUGCCACAAGCGUUGAGGAUCUUCAACGUUUUGAUUUUAGAGACACCCCUACUAAAGCCUUUCAAAAACUAAAGGUAAUUUUCGAAGGUACCGAAAUGUUCGAAAAGGCAUCUUCUUCUAUCGCACAUCUACGUGAUGUAAUUGCAUAUACAAAACGGUUUGAGGUCCAGAGAAAGAUAUAUGUCAAUCCUUUAGGAAGUCUAAAAGAAAAAUUCUACAAAGGCGGAAUACUAUUUUCUUGUUUGUAUGAUAGAAAAGUUCGGGAUGUAUUUGCGGCAGGAGGUCGAUAUGAUUCUUUGAUCCGAGAAAAUCGACAUCACAAGAACAUCAAUGAGGAACGCCACGCUGUAGGCUUCAAUCUAGCAUGGGAGAAGAUGGCUCGACUUCCUAAAGCAAAUCCGAAGGGAUUCUUAAAGAAGCCUGAUGAGGAAGUGCAAGGUAUUUGGAGCACAAAGAGAUGUGAUGUACUUGUCGCAAGUCAUGAUGCAGCAAUACUAAGGUCAACUGGAGUUGAAUUGGUUUCGAACUUAUGGUCGCAUGAUAUAAGUGCCGAGCUAGCACGAGACUCAAGAUCCCCUGAAGAUCUCCUAUCCAAAUACCGAGAUGACAGUUAUUCUUGGAUUAUCAUCAUCAAGCAAGAUUCCGUGGUAAGAUGUAAGACUACUGGCAGGAAGGACGUUCCGGAUGCCGAUAUACCUUCCACGCAAUUAGUUUCGUGGCUUCGUGGCGAAAUGCGUGAAAGGGACCAGAGAGAAGGUACUUACAACAGAGCGAAAUUAUCUCGUCAACAUAGUCAGCCAGAUGCAGGACCAAGUGAUCAUGAACAGGAUGUACGGGUUUUGUUUGCCGGUACCAAGAGCAAGAAGUCGAAUAGAAGAAACAUUGUAGAGCAAGCUCAAGGAAGAGCUGCGACUCUCGUUCAUUCAUUCUUAGAUGGCCCUAUCGCUGCCGUUGAAACAACAGAUCACGUGAUGGAUCUAAUCCGCGAAACCAAGCUUUCGGAUCCGGAGUCCUGGCGCAAACUUACCCAUUCAGUUCCCACAGCCGAACGUCGCUAUAUAGGUGAAAUCCAUGAUUUAAUGAGUGGUUUAGCAUUCCAGAAUAAAGAUAAUACGAGGAAUGCUUUUGUUUAUAAUUUUAGAACGGGUAUGUGUAUUUAUUAUGAUUUGGGAGCGUGA